This is a messenger RNA of Chrysochloris asiatica (Cape golden mole), 3216 nucleotides long. It is a transcript of the gene HIP1R, whose product is annotated as huntingtin interacting protein 1 related. The transcript has 32 exons. Bases 19 to 3216 code for a protein of 1065 amino acids. NCBI's taxonomy places the organism in Eukaryota, Metazoa, Chordata, Mammalia, Afrosoricida, Chrysochloridae. Gene Ontology annotation, molecular function: clathrin-cargo adaptor activity; actin filament binding; clathrin light chain binding. Gene Ontology annotation, cellular component: clathrin-coated vesicle; actin cortical patch. The record is from RefSeq and is a predicted model, not a curated record. Gene Ontology annotation, biological process: endocytosis; actin filament organization; clathrin coat assembly.
GGCAGCAGUAGCAGCAGGAUGAACAGCAUCAAGAACGUGCCGGCGCGGGUGCUGAGUCGCAGACCGGGCCACAGCCUGGAGGCGGAGCGCGAGCAGUUCGACAAGACACAGGCCAUUAGUAUCAGCAAAGCCAUCAAUACCCAGGAGGCACCUGUGAAGGAGAAGCAUGCCCGGCGCAUCAUCCUGGGCACACACCACGAGAAGGGAGCCUUCACCUUCUGGUCGUAUGCCAUCGGCCUGCCUCUUCCCAGCAGCUCCAUCCUCAGCUGGAAGCUCUGCCAUGUGCUCCACAAGAUCCUUCGAGACGGGCAUCCCAAUGUCCUGCAUGACUUCCAGCGGUACCGAAGCAACAUCCGGGAGAUUGGGGAUCUGUGGGGACAUCUACACGACCGGUACGGACAGCUGGUGAAUGUUUACACCAAGCUCCUGCUCACCAAAAUCUCCUUCCACCUCAAGCACCCCCAGUUUCCUGCAGGUCUAGAGGUGACGGAUGAGGUGCUGGAGAAGGCGGCAGGGACUGAUGUCAACAACAUCUUCCAGCUCACCGUGGAGAUGUUCGACUACAUGGAUUGUGAGCUGAAGCUCUCCGAGUCAGUUUUUCGGCAGCUCAACACUGCCAUCGCCGUGUCCCAGAUGUCGUCGGGUCAGUGCCGCCUGGCCCCGCUCAUCCAGGUCAUCCAGGACUGCAGCCCCCUCUACCACUACACGGUCAAGCUCCUGUUCAAGCUGCACGCCUGUCUCCCAGCUGACACCCUACAAGGCCACCGGGACCGCUUCCACGAGCAGUUCCACAGCCUCAGAAACUUCUUCCGCCGAGCCUCGGACAUGCUCUAUUUCAAGCGGCUCAUCCAGAUCCCACGGCUACCGGAGGGACCUCCCAACUUCCUGCGGGCCUCAGCGCUGGCGGAGCACAUCAAGCCUGUGGUGGUGAUCCCUGAGGAGGCCCCCGAAGACGAGGAACCUGAGAACCUGAUUGAGAUCAGUACGGGCCCCCCUGCCCAGGAGCCCACGGUGGUGGCUGACCUCUUUGAUCAGACGUUUGGACCCCCCAAUGGCUCUGUGAAGGAUGACAGGGACCUGCAGAUCGAGAACUUGAAGCGGGAAGUGGAGAUGCUCCGCACUGAGCUCGAGAAGAUCAAGCUGGAGGCGCAGCGGUACAUCGCGCAGCUGAAGGGCCAGGCGAACACGCUGGAGGCAGAGUUGGAGGAGCAGCGGAAGCAGAAACAGAAGGCCCUAGUGGACAACGAGCAGCUCCGGGACGAGCUGGCCCAGCUGAGGGCCGCCCGGCUGCAGGGCGAGCACAACCAUUUGCUGCGCGAGGAGGCUGAAAAGAAGGCCAGCGCCACAGAGGCACGCUACAACAAGCUGAAGGGAAAGCACAGUGAGCUCAUCAACACCCACGCAGAGCUGCUCAGGAAGAACGCAGACACGGCCAAGCAGCUGACAGUGACGCAGCAGAGCCAGGAGGAGGUGGCAAGAGUGAAGGAGCAGCUGGCCUUCCAGAUGGAGCAGGCGCGGCGGGAGUCCGACAUGAAGCUGGAGGAGCAGGGUGACCAGCUGGAGAAGCUGACGAGGGCGCUGGAGGUCAAGGCCGGGGAGCUGGUGCGCGUGCAGGAGGCCCUGAACCGAACAGAGCAGAGCGGCUCGGAGCUGAGCGCACAGCUGGCCACAUUAAGUGCAGAAAAGGACGCGCUGAGCAGCACCGUGCGGCAGCGAGACGCCGAGCUGUUGGCUGCCCAGGACUUGGUGCGCGAGAAGGAGGCAGCCUUGAGCCAGGAGCAGCAGCGAGCCUCCCUCGAGAGGGGCCAACUGCAGGGCCAGCUGGCCCAAAAGGAGUCUGCGGAGCAGGGGUUACAGCAGCGGCUCCUGGACGAGCAGUGGGCGGUGCUCCGCACUGCAGCGGCUGAGGCCGAGAGCAUCCUGCGGGACGCUGUGGGCAAGCUGGACGACCCCCUACACCUGCGCUGCACCAGCUCCCCAGAUUACCUGGUGAGCCGCGCCCAGGCUGCCCUGGACACCGUGAGCGCCCUGGAGGAGGGUCAUGCCCACUACCUGGCCUGCACGUCUGACGCCUCUGCCCUGGUGGCUGCCCUGACCCGGUUCUCCCAUCUGGCUGCGGACACCAUCAUCAAUGGCAGUGCUACCUCGCACCUGGCCCCCACAGACCAUGCUGACCGGCUGGUGGACACGUGCAGGGAGUGUGGGGCCCGUGGCCUGGAACUCCUGGGGCAGCUGCAGGACCGGCAGAGCCUGCUCAGGGCCCAGCCCAGCCUAGUGCGGACCCCCCUGCAAAGCCUUCUGCAGCUGGGCCAGGAGCUGAAGCCCAAGAGCCUGGACGUGCGUCAGGAGGAGCUUGGCGCCGUAGUGGACAAGGAGAUGGCGGCCACAUCGGCGGCGAUUGAGGACGCAGUGCGGAGGAUAGAGGACAUGAUGAACCAAGCCCGGCAUGCGAGCUCCGGGGUGAAACUGGAGGUCAACGAGAGGAUUCUCAAGUCCUGCACAGAACUGAUGAAGGCCAUCCGACUCCUGGUGACAACAGCCACGAGGCUGCAGGAGGAGAUUGUGGAGAGCGGCAGGGGAGCAGCCACGCAGCAGGAAUUUUAUGCCAAGAACUCAAGGUGGACAGAGGGCCUCAUUUCCGCUUCCAAGGCCGUGGGCUGGGGAGCCACGCAGCUGGUGGAGUCAGCUGACAAGGUGGUGCUGCACACGGGCAAGUAUGAGGAGCUCAUCGUCUGUUCGCACGAGAUCGCGGCCAGCACUGCCCAGCUGGUGGCCGCUUCCAAGGUGAAGGCCGACAAGCACAGUUGGCACCUGAGUCACCUGCAGGACUGUUCCCGCACCGUCAACGAGAUGGCUGCCAACGUGGUGGCCUCCACUAAGUCAGGCCAAGAGCAAAUCGAAGAGAGAGACACAAUGGACUUCUCAGGUCUGUCCCUCAUCAAGCUAAAGAAGCAGGAGCUGGAGUCCCAGGUGCGCGUGCUGGAGCUGGAGAAGACCCUGGAGGCAGAGCGUGUACGGCUCGGGGAGCUGAGGAGGCAGCACUACGCACUGGCCGGUGGUGUCGGGACGCCCUGCGAGGAAGAGCUAGGCCGGCCCAGUGCCGCCCCCCGCACCAUGGCCUCCAAGAAGCCACCCCUGGCCCAGAAGCCUAGUGUGGCCCCCAGACAAGACCACCAGCUUAACAAAAAGGAUGGGAUCCACCCGGCUCAACUGUGA